This is a messenger RNA of Mangifera indica (mango), 985 nucleotides long. RefSeq names its product transcription factor MYB14-like. NCBI's taxonomy places the organism in Eukaryota, Viridiplantae, Streptophyta, Magnoliopsida, Sapindales, Anacardiaceae. Bases 119 to 898 code for a protein of 259 amino acids. The record is from RefSeq and is a predicted model, not a curated record. The transcript has 3 exons.
AGUUUAAUUGCCUUACUUUCAUUGUGUUUCGCUUUGAGAUUUUGGGUUCACAGUUCACGAGUGAAUAUUAGUUAACAAGAGGUUACUUUCCUCUCCAGUUAAGAAUUAGAAGUCCAAAAUGGUGAGAGCUCCGUGCUGUGAGAAGAUGGGAUUGAAGAAAGGUCCCUGGACACCGGAAGAAGACCAGAUACUCAUCAAUUACAUUCGACUUUAUGGCCAUGGAAACUGGAGAGCGCUCCCCAAACAAGCCGGAUUGUUAAGGUGUGGAAAGAGUUGCAGGCUGCGGUGGACAAAUUACUUAAGACCAGACAUUAAACGAGGAAAUUUUAGCAGAGAAGAAGAGGAAACCAUCAUCAAUUUACAUGAAAUAUUGGGAAAUAGAUGGUCGGCAAUCGCAGCAAGACUACCAGGAAGAACAGACAAUGAAAUAAAAAACGUGUGGCACACCCACUUGAAAAAGAGACUCAAGCAAAACCAAAACCAAGCCUCCGCCGCCACCACCAUGAGCGAUGUUUCCAAGUGUAACCAAGACCCCAAAAAGGAACAAGAACACGUGAAUAUUAGCAUCUCUUCUCCACAAGAGUGUUCCAGUGAAGUUUCGUACGUGAGCAACACGUGCAUGAAGAUUGAGUCGUCUUCAUCGGAUCAAAGCUUGCUUGAAAUUAUUGAUGAGAAUUUCUUGUCUGAAGUGUUGUCAGCUGAUAGUUCAGUGAUGGAGAGUGCCGGUGACAACCCGGAACUUCAAAUUUCAUCUACUCCGGUGGCGGGGGCUACAAUGGAGCCACUCAAUAGCAGUUGUUAUAUGUAUGAUAACAUGGACUUUUGGUUCAAUCUUUUCACUAGAGCUGGGGAGAUUCCUGAAUUAUCAGAAAAUCUGAGCAAUGACUGUCGGUUGUAAUUUUUUUUCUUUUCUUCUACAAAUUUUUAGGCGAGAAAUGGAAAUGACGCCAUUUGCAAACAAAAUUACAAGUAGAGUUGGUCUGUA